Messenger RNA from Pyrus x bretschneideri (Chinese white pear), 1986 nucleotides. Its product is annotated as NADPH-dependent aldehyde reductase 1, chloroplastic. The coding region runs from base 545 to 1552 and encodes 335 amino acids. The transcript is spliced from 3 exons. NCBI's taxonomy places the organism in Eukaryota, Viridiplantae, Streptophyta, Magnoliopsida, Rosales, Rosaceae. The record is from RefSeq and is a predicted model, not a curated record. Gene Ontology annotation, molecular function: oxidoreductase activity.
AUAGCAAAGCGUACAAAGUCAUAAGGUUAGCAGCUACCCUACCCAAUACCUAUAGAGUCUAUUCAUUAUGGGCAACUUCUUAGGCAUCUCAGAUUUUAAAAAGGUAGCAUCUUGUUCUUUCAUAGAGAAUUUCUGAGUUUUAGGAGACGGCUGACCCACCUUGUUCUAAGGUGAAUCCGCCUCUACCUCCAAUUGUAUAAUAACAUGCCGGUCACAUUCAAAAAUCUCUCCUUAAUUUCAGGCAGGGCCAUGUCAACACUACUGUCCGCUUCAACAGAUGUUCACGCUGCAUGCGACUGUCAGGACACGUACAGACACCUUCCCUGCCACGUGCUCCCCCACGUGUCAACUCAAAUCUCCUAUUUAACAUCCUUGUCAAAUUCUUGUACAACCAUUGCAUAUGUGCUUUCCCGUUUAGCUUCCUCCUCAUCAAGAACCCUAAAGCAGAUCUUCACCAGCAUUUUAUUUGUGUCUUCCCAAACCCUACAUCCAAAGUUACUGUCCAGCAACUUCUUUGAAGAGUCCUCUGAGAGUUUUGAGAACAAUGGCUUCUGGUGGAAAGCAGCAGUUCCCUCCUCAGAAACAAGGAGCUCAGCCUGGCAAAGAACAUGCCAUGGACCCCACCCCUCAGUUCACCAACCCUGAUUACAAACCCUCCAACAAGCUCCAAGGGAAAGUAGCGCUAGUGACGGGUGGGGACUCUGGGAUAGGGAGAUCUGUGUGCCAUCUCUUUUCUCAAGAGGGUGCAACCGUGGCCUUCACAUAUGUGAAGGAACAAGAGGACAAGGACGCACAAGACACAAUCCAAAUGAUCAAACAGGCCAAGACUUCUGAUGCCAAGGAACCCAUGGCCCUUGCAGCCGAUCUCGGAUACGAUGAAAAUUGCAAGAAUGUUGUUGAGAAAGUCGCAGCUGCAUACGGCCGCAUUGAUAUUCUGGUUAACAAUGCGGCUGAGCAGUACAAAGCAAGCUCCGUGGAAGAGAUUGAUGAGCCCCGUUUGGAGAGGGUCUUUAGAACCAACAUAUUUUCUUACUUCUUCACGACCAGGCAUGCGUUGAAGCACAUGAAAGAAGGAAGCUCCAUAAUCUGCACGACAUCAGUCAAUGCAUACAAAGGAAACGCCGAGCUGCUUGAUUAUACUUCCACCAAGGGGGCCAUUGUGGCAUUCAUAAGAGGACUGGCAUUGCAGCUGGUAAACCGAGGCAUUCGAGUCAACGGUGUAGCUCCGGGACCAAUAUGGACCCCAUUGAUUCCGGCAUCUUUUGAUGAGGUGGAGGUUUCACAAUUCGGCAACCAAGUGCCAAUGCAGCGAGCCGGGCAGCCAUGUGAGGUCGGGCCAAGCUACGUCUUCCUCGCUUCCAAUGCCUUCUCUUCUUACUACACCGGCCAAGUCCUCCAUCCUAAUGGUAACGAUUUCUUACUAAUCAAAUGUAUUUUGGGCGGUGUUUACGCUACAUUUUUAUGUACGAGAACACUUUUUUUUUUUUUUUUUUUUUUUUUUUUUUUUAACGAUCUUUGGAAUUUUGCAGGUGGAACUGUUGUAAAUGCUUGAUUGGGUUUUGUGGAGGAUUCUCUCGGCUGGUGUUUUUUUUUUUUUUUUUUUUGGGUGUGUUUUGGGUCAUGAAAUGGUUUGUGUACGUCUGCUGUACGCAACAGCUGAGGAAGAGGACUUCUAAGAGUUUCAGAUGUCCAAUAUUGUGUGAAGUUCAUAAAUAAAUGAGCAUGUCUUUUUGCUAAUAAAGCAUGGAACAAAUUCUGUACCGUUUUCUGAUGAGUUGGGUUAAGUUGGAGCGAUCCUUAACAAUCCCACAUCACCGAUAUACAACCCGUUACAAGGUAGAAACCCAUUAGAAUGGGUUGGAUUCGCAGAAUGGGUUGGAUUCUCAGAAUCCGCGUUUAAUCGUUCCAAACUCUCCGGACCAUGGCUCCAAUAUACAACCGGUUAUAUAACAGAAUCCAGCCCAAUAUACAACUGGUUAUAUAACA